AUGGGCGACACGGGUUGUGUUCACUUCGAGGCGUACGUGAAGGAGUACGGAAUCGAUUCGUUCAGCGUGGUGCACGCAUACUUUAGUGCGUGCAUCAAUCGGGAGGCCCGGCGCCGCAAGGCGCUCUCCUGUCUCUGUCACAAGUGCGGCAGUUCCGGCCCCCAGCUGUACUCCUGCCUGCACUGCAUCUACUUUGGCUGCAAGGGCGCCCACAUCAACGAGCACCACAAGCAGACGAAGCACUACAUGGCGCUCGAGCUGUGCUACGGCAUGCUGUACUGCUACCAGUGCCGUGAUUUUAUCUACCACCGCGAGUGCCAGCUGAUCGCCGAACGGCACCUGCGGCGCGAAGCCCGCAGUCUCAACAAAAGCCUCUCCUGGCGACCGUGGAGCCCGUCGCAGCUCGAGAUCGAGCUGCUGCUGAAGAACCCCAAGCGGCGCCACGUGACGGCCUGCACCAGUAUCGGGCUGCGCGGAUUGCUGAACCUCGGCUCGACCUGCUUCAUGAACUGCAUCGUACAGGCCCUCAUCCACACCCCGCUGCUGCGUGACUACUUUCUGUCCGAGCUGCACGAAUGCACAACGAAGAACUCGGCCAAAUGUCUGGUGUGCGAGGUGUCGCGUCUCUUCCAGGAGUUUUACUCCGGUGCGCGGGGUCCCCUGUCGCUGCACCGGCUGCUGCACCUGAUCUGGAACCAUGCGCGCCACCUGGCCGGUUACGAGCAGCAGGAUGCGCACGAGUUCUUCAUCGCCACGCUCGACGUUCUGCACCGGCACUGCAAGAUCUCGAUGACGGAGCUAGCUGCCAACGCGGCGGCAGCAGCCAGUGAUAAAAGCAAACCCACGGCGCCUCAGCUGCUAUCUGGUGGGUCACACUCGCACCCGUCCCACCAACCGUCACACCAUCAGCAACAGCAACAGCCACAACACCAGCAGGCAGCGUCGCUGCAACAACCGCAACCCCAACAGCACCUUACGCCGUCGGUUACCUCUCAGCAAACGCCAGCUCCGGCGGCCAGCGGUGUACAGGCAGCUGCGGCCAGUGGCUCUUCGACAGGAGCAGCCGGUAGCAGUGCUCCAAGAGCCCCGCAACCGGAUCCGAACCCGGCCCAGUGUAGCUGCAUUAUCGAUCAAAUCUUCACCGGUGGGCUGCAGAGUGACGUCGUGUGUCAGGCGUGUAACGGUGUCUCGACGACGAUCGACCCAUUCUGGGACAUUUCCCUCGAUCUAGGUGAAUCGAGCAGUGGCGGGGGCUACGGUGGCCCACCGAAAUCGCUGAUCGACUGCCUGGAGCGGUUCACGCGCGCCGAACACCUGGGCUCGAGCGCCAAGAUCAAGUGUAGCUCCUGCAUGAGCUACCAGGAGUCGACGAAGCAGCUGUCGAUGCGCACGCUUCCGAUCGUGGCCAGCUUUCACUUGAAACGCUUCGAACACUCUAGCCUGAUCGAUAAGAAAAUCUCCACCUUCAUCUCAUUCCCGUCGGAGCUGGACAUGACCCCGUUCAUGUCGCAGAAGAAAACCGACCAGCACCAUCACCACCCUGCGGCUGCGUCCAACGGCAGUGGUUUAUUGCCAGCAGGAGGCUGCAGUGCUGUUGGCACGGGCGGCGGCACGAACGGCCAGCAGCCGGUUCACGUGGCGCCCACCGCGCCAACCGGCAACGAACCAUCGCACUCGAUAGCCGACGAAGGACGGGGUGCGGAGACGGCCAAAGUGAGACGACAGUCACUGCACUCGGGCGAUACGGCCGAUUUCCGGUACUCGCUGUACGCCGUCAUCAAUCACGUCGGUACGCUCGAUGCCGGCCACUAUACGGCGUACGUUCGGCACCAGAAGGACAUUUGGGUAAAGUGUGACGAUCAUAUCAUUACGACGGCCACCUUGAAGCAGGUGCUCGACAGUGAAGGGUAUCUUCUGUUUUACCACAAAAAGAUUCUGGAAUACGAGUAAUGAAUGAUGGCGCAUGACGAGAGACAUCGGUUCGGGGGGCCGUUUCAUUCCUCGGCCACUCGGCGAGACUGACGGAAGGCAGAGGACUAUUUUCACGAAGACUGUAAAACUCUAAGUCUAAGCUGGUAGUGAGAGGCAGUAGAAGGAUCGGACGGACGAUCAUCAUAAUUCAGUUCACAUACAAACACACACACACACACACACGCUCACCAAACAAUCGGACAGCGGCCGAAUUCCUGCGCCGAAACACGUCCUGACGUCCAUUCUUCGUCCAUUUAUUUAUUGAAAGUGGUGCCGAGUUCCUUUCGCUACUACCUCUCGCAUCGCCGCUCCUUUGUCGACUCAUUUUUCACGUCUUAUCGGAGUAGAAUACACACGGAAAAAGGCCAAUGAUAACACGGGCGGAAGGGUGUAUGUUUUACUCACAUUAUUGACUCACGUUUGCCGCAUUUAUGAUCGUUUUCAACCGAUCGCGACCUAUCAACGGGAAACGGAACGUAGUCAACGUAAAAGAGCAGAGUGGAAAAACAAACAUUUAUUCGCGGUACUCCCGGU
Molecule: messenger RNA, 2505 nt
Organism: Anopheles cruzii
Lineage: Eukaryota; Metazoa; Arthropoda; Insecta; Diptera; Culicidae
Gene: not
Product: ubiquitin carboxyl-terminal hydrolase nonstop
Exons: 3
Coding region: 1-1950 (649 amino acids)
Biological process (GO): protein deubiquitination
Molecular function (GO): zinc ion binding; cysteine-type deubiquitinase activity
Source: RefSeq, a predicted model, not a curated record